CAGACGAAGAAGAACCUCAAAAUCCAGAAAUUGAAAAACAAUGCUUGGCUCCGAGGAAUGAUCGAAGGAGGAUCGAAGACAAAUCACUCUUUUUCUCUGGUUUCAUCCUCCUAAGUUCUCUUUAUCCUCGACCCUUAAUCCCAACAGUUUUUCAUCGGCGAUCGUCGCCGCUGCCGAUGCUCCGAAUUUGAUCCGGCAAUCUCUCUUUCGGUGAGGGAAAAAAGAAAGGAUGCCGUCACACGCGGAUCUGGACCGGCAGAUCGAGCAUCUGAUGGAAUGUAAGCCUUUGGCCGAGGCGGAGGUGAAGGCUUUGUGCGAGCAGGCUCGGGCGAUCCUCGUCGAGGAAUGGAACGUACAGCCAGUGAAGUGCCCCGUCACCGUCUGCGGCGAUAUCCAUGGUCAGUUCCAUGAUCUCAUCGAGCUGUUUCGGAUCGGAGGGAACUCCCCUGAUACCAAUUACCUCUUCAUGGGAGACUACGUAGAUCGUGGGUACUACUCGGUGGAGACUGUUACCCUUUUAGUGGCCUUGAAGGUCCGUUAUAGAGAUAGAAUUACAAUUCUAAGAGGGAAUCAUGAGAGCCGGCAAAUAACCCAAGUGUACGGUUUCUAUGAUGAAUGCUUGAGAAAAUAUGGAAAUGCAAAUGUGUGGAAGUAUUUCACUGACCUUUUUGAUUAUCUACCCCUUACAGCUCUUAUUGAGAGCCAGAUCUUCUGUUUGCAUGGUGGACUCUCCCCAUCUUUGGAUACUUUGGACAACAUUCGUGCCUUGGACCGUAUACAGGAAGUUCCACAUGAGGGACCAAUGUGCGAUCUCUUGUGGUCUGAUCCAGAUGAUCGAUGUGGAUGGGGAAUUUCUCCUCGAGGAGCUGGGUACACUUUUGGACAGGAUAUUGCUGCUCAGUUCAACCACACCAAUGGACUCACGCUUGUUGCAAGAGCCCAUCAGCUUGUCAUGGAAGGUUUUAACUGGUGCCAGGAGAAGAAUGUGGUGACAGUAUUUAGUGCACCGAACUACUGUUACCGGUGCGGGAACAUGGCUGCUAUACUUGAAAUUGGGGAGAACAUGGAUCAGAAUUUCCUUCAAUUUGACCCUGCCCCUAGACAGAUUGAACCUGAUACCACACGCAAGACUCCAGAUUAUUUUUUGUAAUUUCCAUAUCUUUGUCACUUGUUGGUAAUGCUUCUUAUUUCCUGCUGUGCUUUUAUAGAUGUGUCUUAGGAAGGAGUUUCGUUAAUUAGAGAGACAGAUCAUCACCAUCAUCAUUCUUUUGUUUGGAGUUGUCCUGCUGCUGCUGCUGCUGCCGUGCCAUGCUUAAUUAGGAGACCCUUGAAAGGCCUCAAUGGCCAUUUAUGUAUUCGUAAAC
This is a messenger RNA of Telopea speciosissima, 1364 nucleotides long. Its product is annotated as serine/threonine-protein phosphatase PP2A catalytic subunit. Gene Ontology annotation, molecular function: protein serine/threonine phosphatase activity. The coding region runs from base 230 to 1150 and encodes 306 amino acids. Gene Ontology annotation, biological process: peptidyl-serine dephosphorylation; mitotic cell cycle. The transcript has 7 exons. Gene Ontology annotation, cellular component: cytosol. Lineage: Eukaryota; Viridiplantae; Streptophyta; Magnoliopsida; Proteales; Proteaceae. The record is from RefSeq and is a predicted model, not a curated record.